Molecule: messenger RNA, 690 nt
Organism: Yarrowia lipolytica CLIB122
Lineage: Eukaryota; Fungi; Ascomycota; Dipodascomycetes; Dipodascales
Source: RefSeq, a predicted model, not a curated record
AUGCUUGACACAACAGACACAACCUCCAAAACACAACCUCAAGACACAACCUCAAGACACAACCUCAGACACACACUACCAAAGCCUACAGCCAUGACGGGUGUUCGGAUUGAUCAGGUGGCGGACUUCAUGGACCUCCGGGGCAUGAAAAACAGCCUGGCCGUCUUCUACAGCACCUUCAGUUUCACGCCCUACGAGAACGGAGAUGUCAUGAUCGGAUCUGCCAAUGAGCCUCGAAUAGUCAUGAUUCCUCAUGAGACUCAGACAGACGCUUUUCGUGCCGCUCUUGAACGCAAACUGGCCACUCUUCCUCCUCCGCACUAUGACAGGCCGCAUCCUUUGGGCUCUGAUCUACUGUUGAGCAAGAUGGCCCCAAAGAUGAAAAUCAUGACUCGAGCGGAGUACAUUCUAUGGCAACUUCGACGACUCAGUCAGGACUAUAGUCACGUUCCGAACAGCCUGAUGUUAAUGCCAUGUGAGAUUCACCAGAAGGAGGUGUCUGCUGGAGUCACCGAUGUCAAGAGUAAGACAACAGAGGUCAAGACUAAGAAGAAGCGGCGCAAGAAGAAAAAGGGAAAGCGAGUCGAUACCGAGGCCAGUACGGACGCUACUUGUAGCACCCCGCCUUCAUCUCGGGCAACAUCAGGUUGGUCAACGGUGCCUAACACGCCAACGAGUAGUCGAAGGUGA